Molecule: messenger RNA, 1817 nt
Organism: Nasonia vitripennis (jewel wasp)
Lineage: Eukaryota; Metazoa; Arthropoda; Insecta; Hymenoptera; Pteromalidae
Product: abnormal long morphology protein 1-like
Exons: 5
Coding region: 255-1622 (455 amino acids)
Source: RefSeq, a predicted model, not a curated record
UGAAUCAGGGCUGCAGGUGCGUACUUUUGCUUAGGAUAUGAACUAAAACCUGUGCGGCACAUUUUACGUCGAAAGUAUCAGCUAACUCUUAGAAGUUCGAGCUGAUCGAUCGACAACUGCGCAUUCGUGCGGGAUAGCAUCAGUUUUCAGUUGCGGUUCGACUUGUGCAUCGGCAAUAUCGGCGUCUACGGCUGUUGUAGAAGCGUUGAAUGACUCGUCGAGCACUUUAGCAUCAUUUAUUAAGAAUUUUCAAUAUGGCGCGGCACUGUACAUCGAAGAUGUUUCAAAAGAAUAAUAUUCUCGUUCUCGAAGAUAGCGAGCACUCGUUUUUAAUUCUGGGUAAGGACCUGAUGGAAUCCAUACGAGGAUCAUCGCCCGAUGAAGGAGUGUCAGAUUGCGAUUAUAGGCAGGACGAGCAGUCGGCCGUUUCGAGUGUGAGUAACUGUAACUGCAAUACAGCUACUGAUAACAAAGUGGACCUAUUAUUGAAAGCUGAGCAGAAGAAUGUUGAAGGAUCCGAAAACAAUACCGUGAUGCAGGAGCAUGAGUACGAAAAAAAAAUAACAACGUUCCAGGAUGAAGUUGCAUUAGCCUUACGCGAAACGUCUAAAAAUCGUCGUAUGUUAAGAUCCGUAGGAGGAUCCAUCGAUGAAAUCGACAGUGCGUUGGAUUACAUGGAACAGUCGGUUCAUUCCACAAUUUACUUAACGAGCGCUGAGAUGUCCCGAUCAUCGGCAACGGUGGAGACUCAGGCUGCUAUCAGUAGUAUGGAAAAGGCAUCGGUAAGCGCAUCCAUCGAAUCUUUGAUCCAGGAUGCUAUGAACGAAACGGAGGAGCAAUGGAGGGGAACGAGCUGGGAUCAAACAGAGUUUUCUGCAGCGGAUUCGAGGAAGCUGCAAGACCAUUUGCAAAAAAGGAACACGUCCGAUGUAGAUCCGAGAGAUUUGGAAAUCAUGCACUUGAAGCUUAUGAAUAAGGCACUGAGAGAGCAGAACGAACGACUGAAAAAUAAAGUAAGAGGAUGCUCUAUCGAGCUAGAAAAUUCAAAGUUAAAAGAAGAAAUGGUUAAUCUAAAUCAACAGCUAGAAAGUCUUGGAAAUAUAGAAGAUGUCUUUUCCGAAAUUAUGACUCAGCUGGAAACUUACGAAAAGAUAAUAGACGUGCUUAGAGAUGAAAACUUGACGAAAGAUUUCAGAGCCAUCAAAAUCGAGAAUGACGCCUUGCUUAUGGAAAAGAAUAAAUGGUCAGAAGAGCGAGGGAGUCUGCACGAAUCAAACAAACUACUUAAAUAUGAACUGAAGUUAACCGAAGAGAAGUGCGAAAUAUUGAAACAAGAAAUCGACUUGCUGAGAACGAAAUCUGGCACAAUUCAAGUGGAUCUUGACAAUACGAAAGCCGAGCUUGCAGAAGCACGCAGGACGAUUUCUGAGUUGCAAGCACAAAAUUCCGAUCUACAAGAGACUGAGAUCUCGGCUGAUGUUUACAAUAGUCGAAUCGAAAAACAAGAGAUCGAUAUUUUGCGAUUAAGAGCAACUGAAAAGAGUUAUUUAUGUCAGAUAGAGUUACUUACUGAUGAAAACAAAAUACUUCGAGAUUAUAUCAAUCAUACAUUUCUAAACUAAUAAAUGCGUAAAAGGCAAAAGUUCCACAUAGCAUACACAGAUUCGGAAUAGACAAAGAUACUAUACGUAUAUUUUUUACAAUCAAUUCCUAUGUAUUAUUACGAAUACUAUGUAUACAAUAUACAAUAUACUUUAUGUUUAUAAGCAACAAGAUUUAUAUUAAAAUGUAUAAAUAAAAAACGUUCGUUAUACGUA